AAGCCGCCUCCAUCCCCUUAAACACGCACACUAAAGCCGGUUGGCCUUUUAAUGCUUGCUUUGAUUCCGCGAAACCAGCGCAUGGGAAGAACGGAUAAUUUCUAACCCGCUCAAUUUGAGCGGGUUUUGAAGUCGUAGGAAGGGAUGUUUGUAAUACACUAUUUAUGCUUCAGAAGACUUCUUUAUGCUCCGCUCAAAAUCAACCAAACAAUCUAAUUUAAGAAAUACAUGCAUUUAAUUUACUUUACCCUCCUAAUUCUGCCUACCAAACUGCCCCUUAUUUUAUUGUUCUGCCAUGUUGCUCUAUGUUUGGAGAAUAUGUUUGUGAGGAUGGAGAUAAACCCUGACAAGAUUAUAUCAUAUGCUUUAAACAUCUCAAGCACAAGCUCUUUACAUCCUACUUAUUUGGUGGAAAAUUGCUUGGCGCAUUUCGAAGUUCUGAUGAAGGUUGGAGAAGGUGAACAAAGUGGGAAUGGAAAGAUUUAUCAUUUCUUUUAGUUUUACAUGGCCAUCAAAGCUAUGUCAGUUGUUGCAACAUAAUUAGAUCAUUUAGAGCUUCUAUUUAGCCUUAAAAUAAAUCCUCGUGUAGGGGCGCUAGUGGCUAGUUCUUCCUCCUGCAACUACCUAGGUUGUUGGCUGUGAUGGAAGAGGGUCCAAAGUUUCAUUUUUAACAUUAUUUGAAUGUUUCUAUUAGUUCUUUAAGGUCAAAACAGGCAUGGUUUAUCUGCGACAGCUACGGCUAUCAAUGAGAUAAGAUCCACCUUGGCUUAGGCUAAAAGUAUUGCGGGGGAGGGUUAUACUUGUAUUGGAGCUUGGUGUCACGCCCCACCUAAUCUCCAUGAUGUUAGUCAUGCUAAAAUGGGCAUGACAUGGCUAAAGAAGGCAAUAAGACUAACCAAAGCCCUCAAAACUUGGAGUAUUGUGCAGUAGAAGGCUCCGGAAGGUGCUACUCAAGUCCAUAACACUCCAGAAGGCAUUAGAAGCUGCCAAAAGACUAUGAAUGUCAAGAAGGUUCUAUAUGUCUCUAGAGUACUCUAGAUAUGUAUAGGGAUUUGGAGAGUAUUCGUGGGAACACUAGAACUUUCUAGAUUAUUGUAACAUAAAGGGAAUGUAUAUAGGAAUGGUGUGGAGUCUUCUAGAAAACCCCACACAUAUGUAUUAUGUAGUCCAUUCUAGAAUGUUCUAGGAUGAAGGGUGAAGGACUAUAAAUAGGAACCCACCCCCUCAUUUGUAACUCUCUCCAUAGCAUGCAAAUUUUCGAGCCUUGUAAAGAGCUUUCUUAGUGAAGAGUUCUCUUUCCCUUUUAACCUCCACUCUCCAAUUUCAAGUGUUCUUUCCUAGCGUUGUUAGGUGUUAUGCUACUUAGCAUUAGGAUUGAGGUGCUAAGGCCACAUGGUUAAGAAUGUUCUCUUUGUUACAGUUGGUAUCAGAGCCAGGUUGAAUCCCAAGGGAAAGGUUGGUGUCAUAAGAGUGAUCCAGGCAUGGCAUAGAUCAGCAGGGAUCAUGUUGUGGAGUCUAAGAUCAUCAAUGUGGAGGCGAUGCAGCAUGUGCAAGCCCAGGAGAAGCAUGGUAAUCCAGCUACAUCAAGGUAAUCCAAGGACAUUAUCUCCAGCUUGAGUCACGGCUAGCUCGGGUGGAAGACGUUGUACGUGGCAUGCAAGUGCUAGUGGAUGGGAUGGAAAUGCGGAUGAAUGGGAUUGAGGAAGAGGAAUGCACCAUCCAUGGUUCCCUCAACGGAAUGAUAUCCACUUGGAGGAGAUCAUGAGGGUCAAGAUGGUCAAGAUGCAUGAGGAGUUCAUGGGGGAACUCAACAGGUUGUUCUCUCGAUUUGAAGAGCUGCGCGGGGAUGUGACCCUGUGCAAGCGCGCAUUGGCAACAAUGCCCACAUUUAGUACUAGCGAGGUAAGGCGAGUCGAGGUGUCAAAGCCUCGAUGCAUCAGGGGUUCACACAACGCAAAGGAGGAGGACAACUUCGUAUGGAGACUAGAGAAAUACUUCGGGGCGAUGGGCAUGGUAGAUGAGGAGGCCAAGAUACAGUUCGUGGCUCUCUACCUCAAGGAUAUUGCCAUACUUUAUUGGAUGAGGAAAGGAGAUGUGCAAAAGGGGUUAUGCUCCAUGUCUUCUUUUGCAGACUUUAAGAGGGAACUAAGAAGACAAUUCUACACCGAGAAUGGAGAAGAUGAAGCCAAUGUCAAACUCAGAAGGCUAAAAUAGGCAGAGUCAAUACGGGAUUAUAUCAAGGACUUUACUGACUUGAUCCUUGAAAUCCCUGACAUGUCUGACAAGGACGCUCUCUUCAACUUUAUGGAUGGACUUCGACCUUGGGCAAAAGAUGCAACUGAGGAAAAGAGGAGUACAAGACUUGGCUUCCACCAUAGCUACAACGGAGGGGUUACUGGACUACUCCAAGGAGGCCAAGUCCAAGGAAAGCAACCAUGAAAAUGGCGAAGGAAACAUGAGCCAUCCUAAAGACAAGGGCCAAUACAAGAGCGAGCAACCUCAGGACUUUAGAGGCAAGGAGAAGGAGAGGCGUAGGGAUGGAAAAGGCCAGUAUAGGGUGAAUGAAUGCUUCAUUUGUGGAGGCUCUCAUUGGUCAAGGGCCUGCCUAAAGAAGCAGGCUUUAAAUUCACUCCUUGCCUCGCAUGAAGUUAUGGGUAAAGCUGAAGAUAAUGGGCCUGCUACAAGUAUGGGGGCAAUCCAAAUGCUUGGUGCCAUCCAAAAAGCUCCUCAGACUAAAGCCCUUUAGAUCAAAGAUAAAUAGCUUCUCUUUGUGGAAAUGACCAUGGGGACGAAGACUACUAAGGCCAUGGUGGACACUGGGGCAUCUCACAACUUCCUAGCAGUUGAGGAAGCAAGGAGGUUGGGCAUAAAGACAGGGGAUGGAGGAGGCUUCAUCAAGUCAGUGAACUCAGCAGCCAAGCUCAUUGAAGGCAUAGCUCGUGGUGUAGAUGUGAGUAUGGGUGCUUAGAAGGGGAAGUUGGACUUUUCCAUCAUCUCCAUGGAUGACUAUCAAGUCAUCCUGUGGAUGGACUUCUUGGAUCAAGUCAAGGAAUUACCUAUGCGAUUCGCCAACUGCUUGUGCAUAAUGGAGGAAGAAGGAAAGGCUUACACGGUGCCCAUGGUAAGGAGCACCAAGCAAUACUUGAAGCGGCUGUCAGCAUUCCAUGUUGUUGAAGCCAUGCCAAGGAAGGAGGGAUCGAAGAUAAGGAGGGACACCUUGAUGGACAAGAGGAGCCUCUUGGCACAACCUAGCGGAGAUAGGAAGCCAAGACCCAAGGAGAACAAGCUACGCGGGCAAGCAAAGGUUCUCAAAGGGUUCAAGGAAGUUAUGCCGCAGGAACAAUCUCCAAAGCUAUCACCGUCGAGGGAAGGCAGGGUAACAUAUAGGCCAAAGGAGAGGCAACCCAACUCUGGAGUAAGGAUGAAGUCCAAGGGUCAAAGAGCAACCAAGGACUAUACAAGACACUGCUGCCAGAAGACUGGCGAUGAGGGCAUCAUGAGAAUAGGUGGGGGAGAAUGUCAUGCCCCACCUAAUCUCCAUGAGGUUAGCCAUGCUAAACUAGGCAUGACAUGGCUAAAUGAGAGAAACUCCUUGUCGUGCUACGAGAUGGAAGAAAAUUACUGGGCAUCCUUCGAUCUUUUGAUCAGUUUGCAAAUGCUGUUCUGGAAGGGGCCUGCGAGCGAGUGAUUGUAGGAGAUCUUUAUUGUGAUAUCU
This is a messenger RNA of Dendrobium catenatum, 3715 nucleotides long. Its product is annotated as sm-like protein LSM1B. The record is from RefSeq and is a predicted model, not a curated record. The transcript has 3 exons. Gene Ontology annotation, biological process: deadenylation-dependent decapping of nuclear-transcribed mRNA. Lineage: Eukaryota; Viridiplantae; Streptophyta; Magnoliopsida; Asparagales; Orchidaceae. Gene Ontology annotation, molecular function: RNA cap binding. The coding region runs from base 2999 to 3688 and encodes 229 amino acids. Gene Ontology annotation, cellular component: Lsm1-7-Pat1 complex; P-body.